CAAACAUCGCGACACUAUUGUGAAGUUUCCUGAGAUCUCGCGGUCCGCUGAGACACUAGUAAUCGAAAUAAGCGGAGAAAUACAUUCAUUCAUCGAUUAUAAAGGUAUUGAAUCCAAGUCGUUGUAUAAGGAGAAUACAAGAUGUCCGACAGCGAUGACAGCGACUUCUCUGACAACCAGAGUGAGCGAAGCAGCGACGGAGAGGCCGAGGAGGUGGAGGAAAAUGAGGAGGAGGCAGCCAGCCCUGUAGGCAGCGACAAGGUGGCAGACGAGGAGGGAGAGGACCUGGAGGAUGAGGAGGAAUAUGACGAAGAGGAGGAAGAGGAUGAUGAUGAACGUCCCAAGAAGAAGCCGAGACAUGGAGGCUUUAUCCUGGAUGAGGCCGAUGUGGACGAUGAGUAUGAAGAUGAGGAAGAUCAGUGGGAGGAAGGUGCUGAAGACAUCCUGGAGAAAGUUAACGAAGAGGCUGAAGUGUCUAACAUCGACCAUGUGGUCCUGGAUGAAGACCACUCUGGAUCCAGGAGGCUGCAGAACCUCUGGAGAGACUCCAGAGAGGAGGCGCUGGGAGAAUACUACAUGAGGAAGUAUGCCAAGUCUUCAGGAGGGGAGCAUUACUCAGGAGGGUCUGAGGAGCUCUCUGAUGACAUUACUCAGCAGCAGCUACUUCCUGGAGUCAAGGAUCCCAACCUGUGGACGGUGAAGUGUAAGAUCGGAGAGGAGAGGGCGACGGCCAUCGCAUUGAUGAGGAAAUUCAUCGCUUACCAGUUCACAGACACGCCUCUGCAGAUCAAGUCCGUUGUCGCUCCGGAUCACGUCAAAGGUUACAUAUACGUGGAAUCGUACAAGCAGACGCACGUCAAGUCGGCCAUCGAAGGCAUCGGGAACCUGAGGAUGGGUCUGUGGAACCAGCAGAUGGUUCCCAUCAAAGAAAUGACAGACGUCCUCAAGGUGGUCAAAGAGGUCACGAAUCUGAAGCCAAAGUCCUGGGUCCGGCUGAAGAGAGGCCUGUACAAGGACGACAUCGCUCAGGUGGACUACGUGGAGCCGAGUCAGAACACCAUCUCCCUGAAGAUGAUCCCCCGUAUAGACCUGGACCGAAUCAAAGCCAAGAUGAGCCUGAAAGAUUGGUUUGCUAAGAGGAAGAAGUUCAAGAGACCUGCUCAGAGGCUGUUUGAUGCUGAAAAGAUCAGGUCCCUUGGCGGGGAGGUUAGCCAUGAUGGAGACUUCAUGAUCUUUGAGGGGAACCGAUACAGCCGCAAAGGAUUCCUGUUUAAGAGCUUCGCCAUGUCGGCUGUGAUCACGGACGGAGUGAAGCCCACUUUGUCGGAGCUGGAGAAGUUUGAAGACCAGCCUGAAGGAAUCGACCUGGAGGUGGUGACUGAGUCAGGUAGUAAAGAGCGUGAACACAACCUGCAGGCAGGAGACAACGUGGAGGUGUGUGAGGGAGAGUUGAUCAACCUGCAGGGAAAAAUCCUCAGUGUGGACGGAAACAAGAUCACCAUCAUGCCCAAACACGAAGAUCUGAAGGAUCCUCUUGAGUUCCCCGCUCACGAGUUGAAAAAAUAUUUCCGUAUGGGCGACCACGUGAAGGUGAUCGCCGGGCGUUAUGAAGGAGACACGGGUCUCAUCGUCAGAGUGGAGGAGAACUUUGUCAUCCUGUUCUCCGACCUCACCAUGCACGAGUUGAAAGUGUUGCCCAGAGAUCUGCAGCUCUGCUCGGAGACGGCAUCCGGCGUUGACGCAGGAGGGCAGCAUGAGUGGGGGGAGCUGGUCCAGCUGGACCCCCAGACUGUUGGAGUCAUCGUCAGGCUGGAGAGAGAGACGUUCCAGGUGUUGAACAUGCACGGGAAGGUUCUGACAGUUCGCCACCAGGCUGUAAACCGCAGGAAGGACAACCGCUUUGCUGUGGCUCUGGACUCGGAGCAGAACAACAUCCAUGUUAAAGACAUCGUCAAAGUCAUCGACGGGCCGCACUCUGGCCGUGAAGGUGAGAUCCGUCACCUGUACAGAGGCUACGCCUUCCUCCACUGUAAGAAGCUGGUGGAGAAUGGCGGCAUGUUCGUCUGUAAGACCAGACACCUGGUGUUAGCCGGAGGGUCCAAGCCCCGGGACGUGACGAACUUCACCGUGGGAGGAUUUGCACCGAUGAGUCCUCGAAUCAGCAGUCCCAUGCAUCAUGGUGGAGGAGGCGCUCAGCAAAGAGGAGGCGGCGGAGGAGGAAUGGGGCGGGGCAGAGGAAGGAGAGACAACGAGCUGAUUGGCCAGACGGUCCGUAUCUCCCAGGGUCCUUACAAAGGUUACAUUGGUGUGGUGAAGGACGCCACGGAGUCUACAGCCCGAGUAGAGCUGCACUCCACCUGCCAGACCAUCUCUGUAGACAGACAGCGCUUAACCACCAUGGGAGCAAAGAGACACAGUGGGAUGACCUCCACCCACGGCCGUACGCCCAGUUAUGGCUCCCAGACUCCCAUGUAUGGUACUGGAUCCAGAACACCCAUGUACGGGUCUCAGACGCCACUGCAUGAUGGAAGCCGCACGCCUCACUAUGGAUCUCAAACCCCACUGCAUGAUGGGAGCAGGACACCAGGUCAGAGUGGAGCUUGGGACCCCAGCAAUCCCAAUACACCUUCCAGGAAUGAUGAGGAGUACGACUUUGGCUAUGACGACGAGCCCUCCCCGUCCCCUCAGGGUUAUGGUGGGACCCCCAACCCCCAGACCCCAGGUUACCCAGAAGUCCCGUCUCCACAGGUCAACCCUCAGUACAACCCUCAGACGCCUGGCACGCCUGCUAUGUAUAACACAGAGCAGUACUCCCCCUAUGCUGCCCCGUCACCUCAGGGCUCCUACCAGCCCAGCCCCAGUCCUCAGAGCUACCAUCAGGUAGCGCCCUCGCCAGUCGGCUACCAGAACACACACUCUCCAGCCAGCUACCACCCAACUCCCUCCCCCAUGGCUUACCAGGCCAGUCCUAGUCCCAGUCCGGUAGGCUACAGUCCCAUGACUCCUGGAGCGCCCUCUCCUGGAGGUUACAACCCUCACACCCCAGGCUCCAACAUCGAGCAGGGCAGCAGCGACUGGGUGACCACCGACAUCCUCGUCCGGGUCAAGGACUCCUUCAUGGAUCUGAUGGGACAGACCGGGGUCAUCAGGAGCGUCACGGGAGGGAUGUGUUCAGUGUUCAUGCAGGAGUCGGAGAAGGUGGUCAGUAUCAGCAGCGAUCACCUGGAGCCCAUCACCCCGACCAAGAACAACAAGGUGAAGGUGAUUCUUGGAGAAGACCGCGAGGCGACGGGGAUCCUGCUGAGCAUCGAUGGGGACGACGGCAUCGUCCGCAUGGAGCUGGACGACCAACUGAAGAUCCUCAACCUGCGGUUCCUGGGACGCCUGGAGCACUGAGGGACGGACAUGCCGAGGGAGAGGCGCGGGCAUGGAGACUCAAACACAGGAUCACAACAACAAACAUUCCUCUCUCUCUCUGUAAAACAGUUUCUCCAUCAUGGGGCCCCUCUGGCCGUUUAUUUUAAAGUUUUGGUUAGCUUUACCACCUCCUCUACAGUGCUCUCAGUAUGUUUUUAGUGCUUUCUCCAUGUUUUGUCAGUACUUUUGCUUUUGUGGACGGAGAAGGGUUAAAAAUGUAAAUGUAACGUCAAUAAACUGUGAACCAGU
Cheilinus undulatus (humphead wrasse) is the source of this 3666-nucleotide messenger RNA. It is a transcript of the gene supt5h, whose product is annotated as SPT5 homolog, DSIF elongation factor subunit. The record is from RefSeq and is a predicted model, not a curated record. Gene Ontology annotation, biological process: regulation of transcription by RNA polymerase II; transcription elongation by RNA polymerase II; transcription elongation-coupled chromatin remodeling. The transcript is spliced from 31 exons. Bases 142 to 3396 code for a protein of 1084 amino acids. Gene Ontology annotation, molecular function: protein binding; mRNA binding. Gene Ontology annotation, cellular component: DSIF complex. NCBI's taxonomy places the organism in Eukaryota, Metazoa, Chordata, Actinopteri, Labriformes, Labridae.